AUGGAGACGCCCGAGACCCCGGAGGUCGAAGCCGAGGAGCCCUCACCCAGCCAGGAGGAGGUUGUGGAGGCGGAGCAGGAGGAGGAGGAUGUUCUGCAAGCGGAGGAGGUCGAAGACUUUGGGGACUUUUUCCGCGAAUGUGGCGAGUUUCGCAUUCCAGCGACUGUCCUGGCAGCCCGCCGUGCUGCCAAUGAAGCCUACUGGGCCUUCGACCGCGCUAUGCAAGACGCGGAGAACAAGGUUGGCCUGGCCAUCCAGCACUCUGUGCUGCGCGGUGCAUAG
Symbiodinium natans is the source of this 282-nucleotide messenger RNA. The record is from the annotation of a GenBank genome assembly. Lineage: Eukaryota; Dinophyceae; Suessiales; Symbiodiniaceae.